This is a messenger RNA of Drosophila teissieri, 702 nucleotides long. RefSeq lists its product as uncharacterized. The transcript has a single exon. The record is from RefSeq and is a predicted model, not a curated record. NCBI's taxonomy places the organism in Eukaryota, Metazoa, Arthropoda, Insecta, Diptera, Drosophilidae. The coding region runs from base 12 to 647 and encodes 211 amino acids.
CAGUAUUCAAUAUGAUGGACGAGCGAUCGGAACUCGAGACACUGCGUGAGAUUUAUUACCUAACUGAUGAUGCGUCGGGCAACUGGCGUAAGCUGCUCGCUCUGGGCGACUGCCUGGACCAACAGCUUAAGCGCAAACUGCUCUGGAUGUGGCCCACAUCGGUGGACCUGGAAUAUUUUAAUCAGCUGCUAGCCAUGCAUGGCAUCCAGCGAAUUUUGAGCAUAGGUUGCGGCAGUGGGCUUUUGGAAUGGCUUAUGACUGUGUCUGGAGGUCGGGAGGUCUCCAUGUUCGGCUUGGAGGUUGACCGCAACUGGUGGCAGAGCAAGUACUCUGUCCGAAGUUUCAUACCGCUUAACUAUUUAGAGGAUGCCAGCCAACUGGAUGCGGAUUUAUUGGCCAAGUGCUGCAGUGACGCCCAUCCUUGUGCGUUGCUCUUCUGCUACUUUAACAAUCGCGGCGCAUUUCUGGACUAUCUGAAAGUGUUUCAAGGAAAGUGGCUUAUACUAAUUGGGCCACUGCCCGCCCUGGGAAUCCACACAGAUCCCAAUCCUGCUCAGCCCCAACUGCCCAUCGACCAGUGGAUCUUUCGAGAACGCCUUAACUGGACUGACCACAAUAUUGUGGCAUUCUACGAAAAGAUAGCCUAGUCUAGUCUGUAGUAUCUCUAUAAUUGUAGUAAUAAACCAUUGCCUUACAUCCUAA